CUUGAAUGACAUCCUGGAGAACAAAGACACGGUACUMGCUCGCAUGGCUGGUAUCGUUGGACGAUGGUUACAAAGCAGACUCCGUAUUUCCGAAGAGCAUGUAUCUAUUGGGUCAAUGUUCUCGCUCAUCAUUUCAGUAGAUGCUUUUAUCGUCUUAGCCGCAGCGCUUUUGACGGGAUACGUAGGUAUAAAUGGCCUUAUCCGAAGAAUGAGCAUGGAUCGAUGUCUCCCCCAGUUCUUCCUGAUAUCAAAUCCAUGGACGGGUACAGACUCGUUCAUUUUGGUGGGGUUCUUCUUACUCUGUGUCUCCCAAGUAAUAUUGCUAGAUUCUGAUGUUGAGGCAUUGGGUGGUGUCUACUGUUAYGCCUUUUUGACCGUCAUGACGUGAGUAACUCCCUCUCGCUUAGCCUUGUGCUACUCCAUUGAAGAAUCGGCCUGAUUGCAAUGACAUAAUUAUAUCUCAGAUCUCUGUUUUUAUUCUUUUCCAAAUACUUAUCCAAUCCAACAGCAUCUUUGCGUUAGGAAAUGUUUUGCUCAAAAUCAAGAGACCAUCAUUGCCGCGUGAGAUAACAACCUCUUGGUUUCAAUCUAUCCUUGGUCUAAUUGCAGUGRUGACUGCCCUCCUUGGGAACGUCCUCGGAAAACCAGAAUUGUUGACCUAUUUUUUSGUGUACUUUCUGAUUGUUGGUACAUUAGUGUUCAUAAUGUUUCAACGAGUUCAGAUUGUGCGACUGCUCUACAAAGUAUUCAAAUCCUUUCACAAACCUCAAGAUUGUGAUGUUGAAGAGUCAUCCGACUCGGAAGGGACUGAGGACGAGUCCCUUCUCUCCAGAAAAUUAAGAACUGUAUCUUCACGUAUAAAUGAGGAAGAAGAGGGGAUGAUGUCUGGUCUUGUCCCCGAGCCUCCUGGARGUUACGAGUCAUGUCUGGAACGCAUCGCAAACACUGUGAAGAAGUUUCAAGACACCCCCUUUAUCUUCUUCAUGAAACACGAUGAUUUGCAUAUGGCAAACAAGGCAGUUCUUUACAUUCAGAAGAAUGAACAAACGAACAAGAUCAUUUUCGUSCAUUGCGCUUUUACAACAGAAGGGGGGCUCAAAAAGAACACCGAAGRCCUACAGGAGCACGUGAAAUUGUUAGAUCUUCUUUACCCCCGAGUGAAAAUAAGUUUACUUGUAGUAAAUAGCAACUUCAAUGCAACCACGGUKCAAUGGCUCAGUCGAACGCUGGAGAUUCCCACCAAUGCUAUGUUUAUCAGUUGUCCCGAUGAAAAUUUCAGUAUCAAGAAGAGUCAGCUUCAAGGCAUCCGAAUCAUCACCAGCAGUGACUAGUAUUACGUUCUGCGAAUAGUGGGGAUAUUUUAAAAGAUUUAUUGAAAAGUAUUGUAACUCAUUCCUGGCACGAGCAAAGGAGAUUUUUUUGCGUUACAUUCUUUUAUGUUGCAUCAAUACAAGAAUCCUUAAAGUUAUUCUUUGUGAGUAUAUCGAGCGCAAAUUGAUGCAUCCAUUYUGUUUUCGUUAACCAACUUCCUGUUCAAUAUUUCGUACGUCGGACACCCGUUGUAUCAUUGCGUUGCGUCGAAAGCCUUUAUGCCCACAAAAAAUAAAAAAWUUAUCGACUCUACUCAGUAGAAGACCAAUCGACAUCCACUUAGAAUCGUCCCCUCUUUCGAUCCAGAGCAGAAGAAUCGCCGGUUCCGAACUUUCCUGCGUCUCUCUCUCUCAUUUCAUCGAAAGCUUCUUCGCCUCCCUGCAGUGCGAGGGGCAAGAGAGCAGURCCAACGGCAAAAAGACCACCAAGCCAUGCAACUGAGAUGGGAGCAGAAACGGCUCCGUAUUCGUAGUCAUCGACUUCCUCUGCCAACGCGAUCAAGGGAGAUGUAGAAAUCACAACAGCGGCGGUCGUGGCAAAUUUGCUCAUCUUGUCGACCAAAUCUGUUUUGGGAGCAGAAUUCGAAGGCUGCUGGAGGGGAGCAAAAGCGGACACCGUUUGAAGUGCGAAGAGCCCAGCGAGUACCGUGAAGAGGAUAGAGUGACGAGCCAUUUUUGUUGAUAAAUAAAAUAUUUCUUUUUUU
Molecule: messenger RNA, 2074 nt
Organism: Pseudo-nitzschia multistriata
Lineage: Eukaryota; Bacillariophyta; Bacillariophyceae; Bacillariales; Bacillariaceae
Source: the annotation of a GenBank genome assembly